This is a messenger RNA of Talpa occidentalis (Iberian mole), 3069 nucleotides long. RefSeq names its product Wnt family member 2 (gene WNT2). NCBI's taxonomy places the organism in Eukaryota, Metazoa, Chordata, Mammalia, Eulipotyphla, Talpidae. The transcript has 5 exons. Gene Ontology annotation, biological process: cell fate commitment; neuron differentiation; canonical Wnt signaling pathway. Gene Ontology annotation, molecular function: cytokine activity; frizzled binding. Bases 297 to 1379 code for a protein of 360 amino acids. Gene Ontology annotation, cellular component: extracellular region. The record is from RefSeq and is a predicted model, not a curated record.
GAGCGGACAGGGGCGCGCGGGAGGCGCGCAGAGCUCUCCGGCUGCCCGCGCUCGCCACGCCUGGGGAAUUGGCUGUGGGCGAGGCGGCCGGAGCUGGCCUUUAUCGCUCGCCCCGCUGGUCGUUUGAAACUUUAUCAGCGAGUCUCGCCACUAGCCGCAGACGCGAGCGGGGGGCGGGGGCGCGGCGAGGCGCCGGCGGCCGUGACUAGGCGCUCCCGGCGCUGAGCGCUUCUGCUCCGGGCACGCAUGGCGCCCGCACACGGAGUCUGACCUGAUGCGGACGCAAGGGGGUUAAUAUGAACGCCCCUGUCGGUGGAAUCUGGCUUUGGCUCCCUCUGCUCUUGACCUGGCUCACCCCUGAGGUCAGCUCUUCAUGGUGGUACAUGAAAGCUACAGGUGGCUCCUCCAGGGUGAUGUGUGACAACGUGCCAGGCCUAGUGAGCCGCCAGCGGCAGCUGUGCCACCGACACCCGGACGUGAUGCGUGCCAUUGGCUUGGGCGUGGCGGAGUGGACAGCGGAAUGCCAGCACCAGUUUCGCCAGCACCGCUGGAACUGCAACACCCUGGACAGGGAUCACAGCCUCUUUGGCAGGGUCCUGCUCCGAAGUAGUCGGGAAUCUGCCUUUGUUUACGCCAUCUCCUCAGCUGGAGUUGUAUUUGCCAUCACCAGGGCCUGUAGCCAAGGAGAAUUAAAAUCCUGUUCCUGUGAUCCAAAGAAGAAGGGCACCGCCAAGGACAGCAAGGGCACUUUCGAUUGGGGUGGCUGCAGUGAUAACAUUGACUAUGGGAUCAAGUUUGCCCGAGCAUUUGUGGAUGCCAAGGAAAGGAAAGGAAAGGAUGCCAGGGCCCUGAUGAAUCUCCACAACAACAGAGCCGGCAGGAAGGCUGUGAAGCGGUUCUUGAAACAAGAGUGCAAGUGUCACGGCGUGAGCGGCUCCUGCACUCUGAGGACGUGCUGGCUGGCCAUGGCCGACUUCAGAAAAACAGGCGAUUAUCUCUGGAGGAAGUACAACGGGGCCAUCCAGGUCGUCAUGAACCAGGAUGGCACUGGCUUCACUGUGGCUAACAAGAGGUUUAAGAAACCUACAAAAAAUGACCUUGUGUAUUUUGAGAAUUCUCCAGACUACUGUAUCAGGGACCGAGAUGCAGGCUCCCUGGGUACAGCUGGCCGUGUGUGCAACCUGACUUCCCGAGGCAUGGACAGCUGUGAAGUCAUGUGCUGUGGGAGAGGCUAUGACACCUCCCGGGUCACCCGGAUGACCAAGUGUGAGUGUAAGUUCCACUGGUGCUGUGCCGUGCGCUGUCAGGACUGCCUGGAGGCUCUGGAUGUGCACACAUGCAAGGCCCCCAAGAAUGCUGAUUGGGCGGCUCCCACAUGACCCCAGAGGAGGUUCACCUUCCCUCUGCCAACGAAUCCAUUGGAUCUGCAAGAACACUGGGCCUUUGGGUUCUCUCGGGGAGAUAUUUCCAAGGCAUGUGACCUUUGUCUCAACAGAAGCCCCUUCUCCCUCCCUCAGGGCCCAGGCCGGGGCCACAUGCUAUACACAAAGCAUGCCCAAUUCUCUCUGACUUCCAGCUUUUGGGAUACCUCUCUUCCUGGUCAUGACAAAGCUGUUAGAGGGGAUGGGGAUAUGGGUCCUGAUCAGUGUCUCCACCUAGAAGCUUCCUUUUUCUAGAGCAGUUGACCAGAGGGAAAAAGAGUAUCUCAAAAGAACCUUCUGCAUCCUACAACAAAUGCGCACAAUAAGAAAUUCCAUACUUCCAUCUGGAGGGAAAAUAAAGACAGCAAACUCAACUACCACUGAAUUAACUUUAAUUAUUGAAAAGACCAAGCAAGGUUUUUGCCUAAUCAAGUGAUCUUCAUAGCCAUCACCCUUUGGAGUAAUUAGGAAUUGCCUAGCAGAGGAUGGCUUUCAAUAAACUAAGUUUGAAAGCAAUUUUUUUCCAGGCAUUUAUUACCAUAUUAAAACCUGAUGUGAGAAGGCAUGAUUGUUGUCCUUUGGUAUAAUUUUGAAUCUUUGCAAUAGCAAAAGCCUCAGAAAUUGAUUGUUUCUGCAUUACUGCUCCCUCAAGAUAAAGAGCCUUGAGAAAUGGACAAGACUUUGUCUCAUUUAGGAUCUGUAGGGCAUUAAAAGGAAGGUUUAUUAUCUGGCAGGAUUCUGUAACCAUUGGGAGAAAGUAGAGGAAAAUAACUUAGUGAGUGGAAUAUCAGAAAUGUGUCUGUACAGAUAAGAAAAAAGGGAGGAAUAAAAUUUCUGUCUGGUAUAAUGCAGGUGGCCCAUGGAAUUUUGUAACUGACAUGGCUUUGGGAAUGCAAACUGUGGGGUUGACAAGACCACAGGACCAAAAUGCUGACAGAGAGCUUUCCAGAGUUAAGUUGUGCCCAGACAGCCUUUACCCGUAAGCAGAUGCCUAAAAUAAGUUGGCCACGUGUGCAGACGAGCAUCUACUGGUACCCAUCACCCUUCCAGCACAUCUGAAGCUUACAAGAUGACAAGAUACCAUAGCCUAAAGCAAAUGGCACAUGGCUUUGUGUAUAAAGUUAGUUACCAGAGCAUAUUAUGUUACAAACAAAUCGUAACGUGGAGAUUACAUAUAAGAGACCCAGCUGUAAUUAUGGGAGCAUCAAUAUGAAAAUUGUGGUCAGCUCCUGCCACAAGCGAAAGAUGACAUCCAGGGAAAAUGGAGAGGCCGCCUGGCCCACUUUGCAAAUUAAAUGAAAGAAAGGUGAAAUAGAUGAAGCAGCUUCUCAUCCCCUUAAACACUUAGGUUGGUAUUCUAAACAGACUCUUCACAAAACUCCAUUAACUAACAGGACGUUUCAUUACACACAUCUGAUGUCCAACUGUUGACACUUGCUCGUUUUCUGAUUCUUUGACCUCCUGUUUUCUCUCUUCUUGCUUUCAGGGGGGCAUUUAGGCUGAGAUUAGUGGGUAACAGCCUGCUGGAGUGUUUCAUUGUGAUCAAUAUGUGCGUCCUAGUCCUUUUAAAAAUGACAGUGUUCUUCUUCACUGUCGAACUCCAGAAUCAGUUAGCUAAUGUUUCUGAAGUGGUUCUUUCCUCUUUUGA